AUGUCGUGUAUGUGUUCUCUUGCCAAAGAAUUAUUUGUUCCGGUUAAGAUUGAUGAAAAUGAUCUCAAUACUGGAGUAUUAACACUACUGCAAACUUUGAGACCUAAUUGGCCUAAAGAUACUAUUCAAUUAAAGUUACUUACUGAUGGCAUUACAAAUAAAUUAAUAUCGUGCCAAUACACAGAAUGUAAGCAGGAAAAGGACAUAGUACUUGUUAGAGUCUAUGGCAAUAAAACAGAUUUAUUUAUUGAUAGAACUGCAGAAAUCAGAAACAUCAGAACACUAAAUGUUCUCGGAAUGGCACCAAAGCUGUAUGGAGUGUUUGAAAACGGACUUGCUUAUGAAUACUACCCUGGACGUACUUUGGAUGUGACAACAGUCUCAGAUGAGAACAUAUGGCCCCUGGUGGCUAGACAACUGGCGAAAAUGCACAAAGUUGAACUUGAAAAGGAUAUACCAAAGGAACCAUUCGUCUGGGCCAAAAUAGAACAGUUUCUUACUUUAUUACCUGAGCCAUUUUCAACAGAAACCAAGCAAACCAGAUUCUCAAAUAGUUUCAAGUCCGUAACAAAACUAAGACUAGAGUAUGAACGACUUAAGUCAUAUCUCUCGAAAACAAACAGUCCCUUGGUGUUUGCUCACAAUGAUUUGCUUCUAGGAAACAUAAUCUACGACAAAGAUGAAGAUAAAAUACAUUUUAUUGAUUACGAGUACGCUUCGUACAGCUACCAAGCGUACGAUAUAGCCAAUCACUUUAACGAAUUUGUUGGUUUAACGAUAGAAGACAUUGAUUAUAACAGGUAUCCUUCCAAAGAGUUUCAACUGAGGUGGUUAAAUGUGUACUUGAAUGAGUAUUUAGAUAAUAAUAAAGCUACUGAUGAGGAAGUGUCUGCGGUAUAUCUUGACGUUCAACGAUUGUCAUUACUAUCCCAUUUCCUUUGGGGAAUAUGGUCACUUGUACAAUACGAGCAUUCCAGUAUAGAUUUUGAUUUUGCAAGGUAUGCAGAAAUAAGAUUAAAUAAAUAUUUCGAGUUCAGGGAUGCAAUCUUCAAUGAACUUAGUUGA
Arctia plantaginis is the source of this 1065-nucleotide messenger RNA. The record is from the annotation of a GenBank genome assembly. NCBI's taxonomy places the organism in Eukaryota, Metazoa, Arthropoda, Insecta, Lepidoptera, Erebidae.